Molecule: messenger RNA, 802 nt
Organism: Chlorella variabilis
Lineage: Eukaryota; Viridiplantae; Chlorophyta; Trebouxiophyceae; Chlorellales; Chlorellaceae
Product: expressed protein
Exons: 4
Source: RefSeq, a predicted model, not a curated record
AUUUUCCCUCUCGUUUGUCGUGAUCGACUCCGGGUAGCCCAAAUGCCAUUCUAGCGGGGUCUAUGGGCCGCGACGAAGCGACCAACUCUGGUGGCAAAGGCAGCAGUCUCGGCGUGUCUGCCAAACGCCUGAAAGGCGGCACCAGCAAGUCCCAACACAAGCAUGUUACAGCUCUACUGCAAAACUGGGACAGAGUCACCAAGGCGCAUCCUGACCUGCGGGGCGUUCUGCUGUUACAGUCUGCAUACUCCAACAGCAAUGGAUGGGCUAGAACGCACAAUCUUGCCGGCAUGGGCCCACUGCUGAAGGCUCUCUUGGUGGAGAUAGUGGCAUCCGCCGGCGGGCGGCGGGUGACGCCACGCAUGGUUGCCGACAUUGCGGAGGGGGCGACGGCGGAGAACUUGCAGUUCCUUUUGCGAGUUCUGGAGUUUUGUACAGCUGCCGAAGUCGUGGGGGGGAAGCAUGUUGAGAUGAUGAUGAAUGCUGUCACGGGCUGCAAGCUCGACGCCCCGCCAGGCUUGGCAAACACCGCGUUCAAGUUUGGUAACAAGAUGGGCGCGACAUCCACCUUGCAGCGCACGGCAACCGGGGUGACAGAUCCAGUUGAGGAGCCUGGCUCCCCUGAGCGUGAUGCUGGCGGGGAUGAGGGUCAGCCGGAGGUCACUUCACCGCAUCGUAUGGCCCAAACAGCAGCGGCGACUAUUACCAUGCGCACAGCGGCAGCUGAAGCCACGGCUGGCGGCGGCGGGGAACCCGGGGCAACAAAGCAGGCGGGCGCGCGCACGCAAACGGGUGCCGCCGC